ACAUCACUGCAAAAGUCCACUUGUACGCAUUUUCACUACUACCAUCUGACUCGCCUUGCUACAAUGUCGGUUUUCUACUACGAGCCAUACUACGACUUUGACCGCCUCCUCGACGACAUCUUCACACCGCGCACAGCGCGCAACGGCGUCCAUAAGCGUGCUCUGCAAAGCGAUGCUACCCCCGAGGGGGCCGUGCGUGCUUUAAAGCCAAGAAUGGACCUGCACGAAGACAAAGAAAAAAACCUCGUAACAGCCACAUUCGAGUUCCCUGGAUCGAAAAAGGAGGAUGUCCACCUCGAGAUUCAUAAUGGCCGUCUAGUCGUGUCGAUUGAGAACAAGAUUUCGGAAGAGCAUGAUGAGAGCGGGUAUGCGGUGCGCGAGCGGAGGUAUGGGAAGUAUUCGAGGACUUUGCAGUUGCCACAGGGCGUCAAGGACGAUGAGAUUAAAGCGGGGAUGGAGGAUGGGGUGUUGACCGUAACGUUCCCCAAGUCAGGUGCUGAGCUUGCUCCGAAGAAGAUCACUAUUUCGUAA
Laccaria bicolor S238N-H82 is the source of this 531-nucleotide messenger RNA. RefSeq lists its product as uncharacterized. The record is from RefSeq and is a predicted model, not a curated record. Gene Ontology annotation, biological process: response to salt stress; protein folding; response to heat. Bases 64 to 531 code for a protein of 155 amino acids. Lineage: Eukaryota; Fungi; Basidiomycota; Agaricomycetes; Agaricales; Hydnangiaceae. The transcript has 3 exons.